AUGGAAGAUCCGGAUGAUGAGUGGGAAUAUACACCACCAGAAAGUGAAGGUAAAGUGAAUUGGAUCUUAAACAGAGGUCUGGGGCUGGGAAAGAAGGUUGUGAUCACAGCUAUUGUGAUCUCAUCUGCACCCGUGGUUCUUCCUCCACUUUUGAUGAUAUCUACUCUCGGGUUUGCAUUUUCGGUUCCAUUUGGAGUUGUCUUUGCGACUUAUGCUUGCACUGAGAAGCUCAUGAGCAAGUUGCUUCCGUCGCCAGCAUCUUCUCUUAUGUUGGAGUAUGAGACUGUAUAUGCUGACGAAGAGGGUGAUGAAGAAGAAUAUGGAGAAGAAGAGGGUGAUGAGGAAGAAUAUGGAGAAGAGGAGGAUUUAAGUUUUGAAGGAGUUGUGACGGACACAGUGUCUACUGAUGAAGAGGAAGAAGAAGCAAAAGAAGAAGAAGAAAAAGAGAAAGGAGAAAAAGAGGAUGUGGGUUCUGAAGGAGUUGUAAUGGACAGAGUGUAUACCGAUGAAAAGGAAGAAGAAGAAGAGGAAGAGGAAGGAGAAAAAGAGGAUGUGCGUUUUGGAGAAAAUGUAACAGAAGAUGAAGAAACAGAAAAGACAGAGGAUGCAAAGAAAAGGUUAGAGAUGAGGGUUGAAUUGGAAGAUGAUGGAAGCAAAGAAAUUCCAGGAGGAGAUAUUCUGCAGGAGGAAGAUGAUCCUGCAACGAAAGCUGUGGAACAUUGCAUGGAAGAACCAAUGGAGGAAGUGGAUUAUAAUGUGAAGGAAGAGGGGCAUGAGGAAGAUGUCGGCGAGUACUUAGACGAUAAAGAGCCCAUGAAAGGGGUUCAUACAGAAAUGGGAGUAAGAAAAGAGGGAAAGCAGGAAUCAGUGGUAGACCAAAGCAAUGUUGAGGAAUUCUCUGUUGAAGUGCGGCGAGUUGUGGUUGUAGCUGAGGGAGAUGAGAGCAAUGAAAGUGUGAAGCCGGUAGUUGUGACCGAUUCGGACAGGGGAGGGAAAGCCUAUCGAUGGUGA
Messenger RNA from Ilex paraguariensis (yerba mate), 1011 nucleotides. The record is from the annotation of a GenBank genome assembly. Lineage: Eukaryota; Viridiplantae; Streptophyta; Magnoliopsida; Aquifoliales; Aquifoliaceae.